AUGCCGUCUCUACGCCCCCUCUCCCUCCUGGCGAUGCUGCUCGCAUCGACCGCCGUCACCGCAGCCCCCUACAACACCUUUGACGGCCCAGGCUUCCCCGCCUGCAACGACGUCGCCGCAGUCCACAACGCAACCAGCGUAUCCGACAUCCAAUCCCUCGUUAAGGACGCCAUCGCUUCGGGCCAGAAGGUCCGCGCCUCGGGUAAGGGUCACAUGUGGUACGACACAAUGUGCUCCGACGACGCCAACACGGUCAUCAUCCGCACCGAGGACGUCAACGGCAUCUCCGAGUUUGAUCUCGCGGGCGGAAGCGUAGUCAUCGAGGCCGGCGUGACGUUCUUGCAGCUUGCCGAGUACCUCCAUGCCCGUGGCGCAUCGGCGGGAUACACGCUUGUGAAUUGGAACAUCACGCUGGCGGGUUGUGUUGCUAUGGGAGCGCAUCGGUCCUCGAUUCGUGAGGAUUCCAUGGUUGCGGCGGGCGUGCUGGAGUUGGAUAUUAUUGAUGGGAAUGGGGAGCUGAGGCACCUUGUAAGAGACAAUAAUGACGAUACGUGGCUGGCUGCGUCGACUUCUCUUGGGUUGUUGGGUGUCAUUGUGCGGAUGAAGUUUAAGAUCUACCCCGACUUCAAGGUUUAUGCUCAGCAGAAGACGCUCGAAGAAAGCGAGGUUCUAGACGGCGACAUCUACGGCAUGAUUGCGCCUUACGCAACAGCAAACUUCUGGUGGUGGCCCUACAAGCGCAAAUUCCACCACCGCUACUACGACGUCGUCCCCACAAACACCUCGGACCAGCAAGGCUUCCAGAACACCUUCUCCGUCACCGACCUCGAGGGCACUACGGCCCGCACCCUCCUCGACAGCGGCCGCUACCUCCCGACCUCCAACAUGCUCGCCGAAGAAAUCUUCUUCGGCCUCUGGUCGAAGCCCAAUUUCCGCGAAAAGACGACGAACCAGCCCAUCGAGGAGUGGCCCGUCUACGGCUGGAACUACGACGUGCUCAUCGGCGGGCUGUACCCGGACCAGAGGCCGCUGUGGGAGGUCGGGGUCCAGGGGUACACGCUCGAGCUGGCGUUCCCGAUCACGCAGGCGAAUGCCAUGUUGAAGCGCGUGAGGGCGUUGUUUGAUGAUGAGGCGAAGAAGUUGAUCGUUAUGACGUCGACGUACCGGAGCGGGAUUAACAUCAAGUUUGGCAGGCCGUACUUUGAUCUGCUGGGGCAGGUUACGUAUGGGACUGCUGACGGGGCGGAUUGGAGUAAGGGGGUGAUUAUGCUUGAUUUCCCGACGUUCAGACCGACUGUUGGCGACCACAGCAGGUUCAACGAGCCUUUCUAUCACAACUUGGCCAAGGUCCUCAUUGACGAGUUCCCCUGCCGCCCUCACUGGACCAAGAAUACCCGCGAGGUCUUUGCCCAGGCCGCGAAGAACAUCGACCCCGAUCACAUUGCCCGUUUCAAGGCCGUCAGAGAGAAGUUUGACCCGAACGGAAUGUUCAAGAGCGUUGUCGGUGAAGCCAUUGGAGUUUACUGA
Messenger RNA from Colletotrichum paranaense, 1527 nucleotides. RefSeq lists its product as uncharacterized. The transcript has 5 exons. The coding region runs from base 1 to 1527 and encodes 508 amino acids. The record is from RefSeq and is a predicted model, not a curated record. Gene Ontology annotation, cellular component: membrane. NCBI's taxonomy places the organism in Eukaryota, Fungi, Ascomycota, Sordariomycetes, Glomerellales, Glomerellaceae. Gene Ontology annotation, molecular function: FAD binding; D-arabinono-1,4-lactone oxidase activity.